AAGGGAAAAUGAAAGAGAGAGCAGGAGAAACAGGUCCCAGCCACCUCUCAAGGUCCCUCGCUCAGCUCUGACACCUCGGCUCCAGCCCCAGGGUGAGUGGGGUCAGGUGAGGGUUUGGGGGCACAGGGGCCUAUGUGAGAGGGGCAGUGGGGGUUCCCAGGAGAUUUGGGGACUGGAAGCAGAGGUCCCCAGGGAGGAGAGCGAAGGCCUGGGCCCGCGUUCCCACCGCACUGGGGUAGGAGUGCAGGGACACCUCCAACAAGGACCCCGUGAGAGUUGUGGAAGUAGGGGCUACUUUGUGUCAGCCUCCCAACCUGAGAGGAGUUCACCGCAGUAAAAAUGGUGAGAGAAAUGGUGGAGGAGUCGUCUUCCUGGGUCUGCCGCUCCCUCCUCUCCCAGCGGCACCAAAUUGGGCCUGGAGUCCCGGGUUCGAGGCCCCACUCUGCCCGUGGCAAGCACCCUUGGCAGUGAGGUCCCUGCUGAGUGUCUGCUUCUACCAGGCAAGUCAGGGAUUGGCCCUGCUGAUCCCUGACGCCCCUUCUAGAAUCUGGAGGCGCAUAGGGUCUAACCAAGCAGGCUGGGGGCGUGUGGCUAGGUCGGGGUGGGGCUCCUCCCCACCCAGCACCGUCGGCCCAAAGGGAAGGGAACCCAGGGUUGAGAAUUACCUGAUACACUCGCCCUCAAGUUAGAGGUCUAACUGACCCCACCCCGAUGGCGCGGGAGGGGUGGGGGUCCCUGACCUACCCCAGCCUCUGACCCCGCCCUGUGUCCCCAGCGCCAUGGGGGAGUGGGCGUUCCUGGGCUCGCUGCUGGACGCCGUGCAGCUGCAGUCGCCGCUCGUGGGCCGCCUCUGGCUGGUGGUGAUGCUGAUCUUCCGCAUCCUGGUGCUGGCCACGGUGGGCGGCGCCGUGUUCGAGGACGAGCAGGAGGAGUUCGUGUGCAACACGCUGCAGCCGGGCUGCCGCCAGACCUGCUACGACCGCGCCUUCCCGGUCUCGCACUACCGCUUCUGGCUCUUCCACAUCCUGCUGCUCUCGGCGCCCCCGGUGCUGUUCGUCAUCUACUCCAUGCACCAGGCCAGCAAGGAGGCGGGCGGCGCGGAGGAGGCGGCGGCCUGUGCCCGCGGGCGGCCCGAGGGGCCCUGCGCCCCCUGCGCCCAGCGCGCCCGCCGCGCGCGCCGCUGCUACCUGCUGAGCGUGGCGCUGCGCCUGCUGGCCGAGCUGGCCUUCCUGGGCGGCCAGGCGCUGCUCUACGGCUUCCGCGUGGCCCCGCACUUCGCGUGCGCCGGCCCGCCCUGCCCGCACACCGUCGACUGCUUCGUGAGCCGGCCCACCGAGAAGACCGUCUUCGUGGUCUUCUACUUCGCCGUGGGGCUGCUGUCGGCGCUGCUCAGCCUGGCCGAGCUGGGCCACCUGCUCUGGAAGGGCCGCCCGCGCGCGGGGGAGCGCGACAACGGCUGUAGCCGCGCGCACGAGGAGGCGCAGAAGCUGCUCCCGCCGCAGCCGCCAGCCCUGCCCUCCCGGCGCCCCGGCCCGGACCCCUACGCCCCGCCCGCCUAUGCGCACCGGGGGCCGGCCGGCGACGAGGGCGGCAGCGGCCGCGGCAAGGCGUCGCUGGCCACUAGCCGCCAGGACCUGGCCAUCUAG
Microcebus murinus (gray mouse lemur) is the source of this 1646-nucleotide messenger RNA. RefSeq names its product gap junction protein delta 3 (gene GJD3). Gene Ontology annotation, molecular function: gap junction channel activity involved in AV node cell-bundle of His cell electrical coupling. Gene Ontology annotation, cellular component: connexin complex. The record is from RefSeq and is a predicted model, not a curated record. Gene Ontology annotation, biological process: cell-cell signaling. Lineage: Eukaryota; Metazoa; Chordata; Mammalia; Primates; Cheirogaleidae.